UAUCUUUUAUCUAAUAAAUAAGAGAGCGAUUAACAUCAAUGUGAUUGGAUCACAAACUGGAGUUAAAGGUGCACUCAGCGAUUCCUGAGAAACACUGUUGAUAUUUGAACUCAACUGCCAAAACAACUGCUCCUGAAGGGAGGAGUGUGUUACCCACCUAUUGAGAAGAAAAAGAGCAACUUCUGCAUCUGUCUUCAAGCCUUCAAACCCUCUCAGAGGUCUCUCCACUGCUAAAAAACCUCACCCAUGUUGAUGUGGCUCCUAGCCCUCGACUUAUCCUAAUCCUUAUUUUUUUAGUUUAUAUUCGUCUGACCAUUAUCUCUUGGUCUGUUUCUCACCAUUUGUCCUCCUUGGAGAUUAUAAAGUUUGCUUCAGCCAGAUUUGCCAUCGCUCUUCUAAUUAAUUUCCCUCUCGCUCUGCCCCCACCCCCCAUCCUGUGCAUGCGCAAGCACCACCCCCUGUUGCUGACUGGCUUGAGUAGUGUUGUAUGGAUCGGUCUGUUCCACUUUUUUUUUGUUCCAUUUACAGAGCCAGGGCUGUGUACAAAUACUAGAUUUGUUUUCAGCCCACCCACAGAAUGGACAGCUAGUAGAAUGUGAGGAGAUAUUUGCAGACUUUGACAAAGUGUAUUGGAUUAGAAUUACUGAGUGCACCUUUAAAUCAGUCUUGAUUUAUCACCAGUGAACUGUGCGGUCUGGACACAGUAUGUGCCUCAAAAACUAGCUAGCUCCCUACCUAGACAGCAUUUUUGGGAGAUCAUUGGUGCUUCCAAAAUCCAUAUGAUGCCUAAAAUACUGUUUGGCAGCUAAAACGUCACGCAUAUCUCCAAACAUAACAUGAUUGCGCCUAUGUAAAUGGAGACAGUGACCAUACAUAUUCUGGGAGCCGAUGCUUCUGUUACAGCUCUGGUACAGUAAUCAAAUGGAAAGACAUGUGGUCCACCUUCAAGGUGAACGUGACGAGUUAUGAGGACGUCUUCAUCAUGUUCCCGAUGGAGACCAGUAAUUGCCACCAUCCAGAUGAUCUUCUCACAGUUACUAAGUGCUUUGUUGAACAUUACUGGCCAUCCACUAUCCAAAAGGAGAAGGCUUUGGACAUUCCUCUGGUUGAUGAAAUUGUCUGCUUUAUGACCGAAUCACCUAGAAGCAACACUGAAUACACACUACAUGUCUCAAACAAAAGGUUAAAUAGAAUGUGCUUCUUGCUCUUUUUCUGUGGGCUGGCACUUUUUUUGGGAGCGAGAUCCAUAUGCAGGAGCUCACUGUUUUUCUACAUCACUGGAGUGACAUUGGGAGUCAUCGCCACAUUUGUCUUUCUAAUACUUAUCCUAAGGAACUUCAUACCAAAGCGAGGGCUGUUUCUGGUGUUGUUGGGUGCUGGCUCCAGUUUAUCCUACAUAGGGAUCCAGAGGGUGUUAAAUGAAUGGGACAACAUCGUGACUGAGCACUGGAUAGAAUUGCUGGUCUAUGUGCUGAUCUCGGGCUCAUUUAGCUUCAUCAUAUGCUACAAGCACGGCCCCAUCACCAACAACUACACCCUGAACUUGAUGACCUGGUGCAUGCAAGCUGUAGGCAUAGUGUUGCUUUACUAUGGCAUUACAUUCCCCCCUGCCUACUACAUAAUGCUUGCUUGCCUGUUGUGCUGGAAGAUCCUGCCCUUGGUCCUGAGCCUUCUAAUGGGGAUAUGCAGUCUCUUCUUCUCUUUCCUUGGACUGUUCCGGUGGAAGAAACGCCCCAAGGCUAGGUUGCUGAACGAAGAGGAAUACAGAGAGCAGGGAGAGAUCCACACUAAAGAGUCACUGGAUGAACUGAGGGAGCACUGCAACAAGCCUGGUUUUCCUGCGUGGGAGACAGUUUUGAGGCUCAGAGCACCGCAAAAAUUUGCAGAGUUUCUGCGCAGUGGCUCGCACGUCACUCAGGAGGAGCUUCAGUGUCACGAAAGACAGUAUGGCCCUGGUGGGGCGUACUACGAGCACAUGCUGUUUAACCACAGCUCCAGUGAUGGACUGCCUGAGAGAGAAGAGGACGAUGACAGCGAGGACGAGCUACAUAGAACCAGUCCUCCAACCCCAAACAACCUCCCCAGUCCCCCAGAAUACAGCGCUGCUGUCUGCCCCUUCCCCACAGCCACCUACACUGCUCAGCCAGAACCCAUGGAUCCAGAAGACCAGGAUUUCUUUUGAAUCUGACUGAAGGAUGUGAUUUUAAGGUUUUUAAAUAAACUUUUUGAAUUUCACAAUAUCAUAAGGAAAGCAUGACACUAAGGAACCUUAGAAGAUCUCUAAGAUUUGUAAAGAUUGUCUCAUGUUUUCUUAAAUUAUCUCUUUGAUACAGCGUGGGCUGUUUUGUAAAAGUGAACCUGUAUUUGUAGUUCACCCAAAAAUGAAAAUUCUGUCGUGUACUCGCCUCAUAUUGUUCCAAACCCAUAUGACUUUCUUCUGUGGAACACAAGGGAGAUAUUGGACAGUAUGUUAGUCUCAGUUACCUUUCACCUUUUUUCCAUACAAUGAAAGUGAAUGGUGACUGAGGCUAACAUUCUGCCUAACCUCUCCUUUUGUGUUCCACGGAAGAAAGAAAAUCAUACAGGUUUGGAACAACGUGAGGGUGAGUAAAUGAUGACAAAAUGUUCAUUUUUGGGUGAACUAUCCCUUUAAGUUCUGUUGAGGAUACCACUGUUCUGUACAUACUGUAUGUUUAUAAUGUUUCUGAAUAGAUGGUGGUGUGCUGCUCUCAGGUAUAUCAAGACAUCCUUGCAGUUACUGAGAUAUUUGUUUCAGUUUGUAAUAUAAGGGAACACUGGCCUCUAGUGUCAGUUAAAGGCACAGUUAACCCACAAACUACAAUUCUGUCAUCAUUUACUCAG
This is a messenger RNA of Myxocyprinus asiaticus (Chinese sucker), 2862 nucleotides long. It is a transcript of the gene nemp2, whose product is annotated as nuclear envelope integral membrane protein 2. The coding region runs from base 932 to 2182 and encodes 416 amino acids. NCBI's taxonomy places the organism in Eukaryota, Metazoa, Chordata, Actinopteri, Cypriniformes, Catostomidae. Gene Ontology annotation, cellular component: nuclear envelope. The transcript is spliced from 9 exons. The record is from RefSeq and is a predicted model, not a curated record.